This is a messenger RNA of Cataglyphis hispanica, 4303 nucleotides long. It is a transcript of the gene dbo, whose product is annotated as kelch-like protein diablo. Gene Ontology annotation, molecular function: protein binding. Lineage: Eukaryota; Metazoa; Arthropoda; Insecta; Hymenoptera; Formicidae. The transcript is spliced from 6 exons. The record is from RefSeq and is a predicted model, not a curated record. The coding region runs from base 386 to 2251 and encodes 621 amino acids.
UCCCCCUCCAUCCUCCUUCUUGGAGCUCGGAGCUCGGAGGUUGAGUUCAUGAGCGGCUGGGGUGCUGGGGUAACCGAUGCGCCGUGCAUCAUCACGGAGAAACAUCAAAAUGAGAGCACCCUCGUGAUAGCUCGCGGCGCGACGCAGUGCAAGUCAAAGUUCGCGGUUUAGCUCCGACCCGAGGAACGUCAACAACGGACGUUGGCAACGUCCGAUGUUUCGUGACAGGCGUCCCCGCUGACGCAAAAACGGCGAGCCGAAAGCAAGUCGAGUUCAUUGAUAACUCUCUUGUUGAUAUCGUCUAGCGGUUCACGGAGAAAGCAAAGAAAACUACAACAUUAGGGGAUCCGCUGCAGGCACAUUUGAGACCUGCGGUGGUUGGUGAAUGGUGUUGCAGAUAGAUUCCGUGUGGGGCUGGGCGUCACCCCCGCUGCGCCUCCAGCUAGCCGGGGGGACCAGGGGUGCCUCGGGGAGAGCAGCUGUGGGUGCCCCAUCCUCACAGAGGAUGGGUGAGAUAGUUGUAGAACGCGCUCCUUCCCCAGCACGCCUCAGUCAUACUUCUGAGAAGCAUCCUCGUGCAACUUUAACCGAGCUUAAUGUUCUUCGGCGUCAUCGGGAACUGUGUGAUGUCGUUCUCAAUGUUGGCUCUAGAAAAAUAUUUGCACAUCGUGUCAUUCUCUCAGCAUGUAGUCCAUACUUCAGGGCAAUGUUUACUGGGGAGUUGGCGGAAUCUAGACAAACUGAAGUAACAAUACGCGAUAUAGAUGAGAUGGCUAUGGAAUUACUCAUAGAUUUUUGUUACACUUCUCACAUUAUCGUCGAAGAAGCAAAUGUUCAAACUCUCCUUCCAGCAGCGUGCCUUCUUCAAUUAGCAGAAAUUCAAGAUAUAUGUUGCGAAUUUCUCAAACGCCAAUUAGAUCCGUCAAAUUGCUUGGGUAUCCGAGCAUUUGCGGAUACCCAUUCGUGUCGCGAACUUCUGCGUAUUGCCGAUAAGUUUACUCAACAUAAUUUUCAAGAGGUAAUGGAGAGCGAAGAAUUUUUGUUACUACCUGUUGGCCAAUUGGUGGACAUUAUUUCAUCGGAUGAACUAAAUGUACGUACGGAGGAGCAAGUAUUUAGCGCUGUGAUGAAUUGGGUUAAAUAUAAUGUCACGGAGAGACGACAACAUCUAUCUCAAGUUCUGCAGCAUGUGCGAUUGCCGCUACUUAGUCCGAAAUUUUUAGUCGGUACUGUUGGAUCCGAUCUGUUAGUUCGUUCUGAUGACGCUUGUAGAGACUUGGUGGACGAAGCGAAGAAUUAUUUGCUUCUGCCGCAAGAAAGACCAUUGAUGCAGGGACCUAGAACGAGACCUAGAAAACCUACGAGGCGGGGAGAAGUGUUGUUCGCCGUUGGUGGAUGGUGUUCGGGUGAUGCUAUCGCUAGCGUCGAAAGAUUUGAUCCUAAUACUGCUGAUUGGAAAAUGGUCGCACCUAUGAGCAAACGAAGAUGCGGAGUGGGUGUAGCGGUAUUAAAUGAUCUGUUAUACGCGGUCGGUGGACACGACGGACAAAGCUACUUAAAUAGCAUUGAACGAUACGAUCCACAAACGAAUCAGUGGUCUUGUGAUGUUGCGCCUACCACUUCUUGUAGAACCAGUGUGGGUGUUGCUGUGUUAGAUGGAUUUCUGUAUGCAGUUGGUGGCCAGGAUGGAGUGCAAUGCCUUAAUCAUGUGGAAAGAUAUGAUCCUAAGGAAAAUAAAUGGUCUAAAGUGUCGCCAAUGACUACCAGAAGAUUAGGAGUAGCAGUUGCUGUGCUUGGAGGAUAUUUAUAUGCCAUCGGCGGGUCUGAUGGACAAUCACCCCUCAACACUGUAGAAAGAUAUGAUCCGAGACAAAAUAAAUGGUCCCAAGUGUCACCGAUGUCUACGAGACGUAAGCAUCUAGGCUGUGCUGUAUUUAAUAAUCUAAUUUAUGCUGUGGGAGGACGAGAUGAUUGUAUGGAGCUCUCCAGUGCGGAACGUUAUAAUCCCCAUACGAAUUCCUGGAGCCCUAUAGUAGCAAUGACAUCUAGGAGAAGUGGAGUGGGUUUGGCGGUAGUAAAUGGUCAAUUGUACGCAGUGGGCGGAUUCGAUGGAACUGCGUAUCUAAAAACAAUUGAAGUGUAUGAUCCGGAACAGAAUCAAUGGAAACUAUGUGGUUGUAUGAAUUAUAGGAGACUUGGCGGAGGCGUGGGAGUAAUGCGAGCCCCACAAACUGAGAAUUACAUUUGGUAGCUCAGGCCCCCCUCUUCAGCCCAAAUGGCUGAAACUCCUCUAACUCCUCUUACACCGAUAACGCCUGUUACACCUGUAACCCCUCCCGCCCCUGUAUCGGUUCCUGUUGUUAUAACUAAUACUAGAAAACGCUACCGCCGAUCGAUGAGCAUUAUAUAAGUAAUGUAUGCAUUUUGUAAAAGACUUUGCCUUUCUAAAGUUUCAUGAAAACGUCCUGCAUCCAGUUUUUUGGUAUUUAAUUUAUUAAUAACUUCGAACUAUUUCUUCGCUCAUUCCAAUAUAGAUUAUGCAUAUAGAAAGAAGAUGCAUAAAAAAAUGCGGAUAUUCCAUCGAUUUACUGCCGUUAUUUUAUAUUUAUAUUACAUCACAUUAUUUUACAGGAUUUUUUUGUCAAUGAUAUAUGUAUUUUAUAUACAAGCAAUACACAAACUCUAAUUAUUUUAGAUUUAGCUGUCUAAAAUAUUCUUAAAGAAAUGCCUGGUCUGUCACAUAGAAUUUUAAAUAAUGUUUUUCUUAUAUAAAGAAAAAGAAAGGCAAAAUCUCUUCCCUACUAUUUGUCAGAAACAUACAUAUUUUGAAAAAAAAAAUAUUCACACCUUCCAUUUUUCGUGAAUGGUCAAAAUAAAAAUUUAAGUUGUCAGUUAUAGUCAUACUUUAAUUAUAAAGGGUUGCUUCUACAUGAUGCUACCCAAUAAUGCAAAAAUGUAAUAUAAGAUAAGAUAAUUUCUCUCUAUGUAAGGCUAGAUUGCUUUUUAUAAAAAAUGUAUGGAUACUUCUUUUGUUUAUAAGACUGAAUCUCAACCAGAAAAUAUUAAAAUAUUAAACCGUGAAACAGUUUAAAUUUUCUUGUAAAGAUAAUAAAUUAUAUCAUUUACAGUUAAAAUUCUGCUAACAAUUUGUACCUUUCUAACUGAUUUAAUGCAUUUAUUACUUAUUAUUAACGAUUUAUGACAAAUGUCAAGAUGCACGUCCAGGAAACACAAUAUGUAUAAUAUUUAAGAUUAUAUAUUAUUUAAACACGACAUUUGAAAUUGUUCUUUCGUGUUGCUGCAAGAAAACGUCAUUUAUAUAUAACCAACAUCCGUUAUAUAUCUUUAAAUCUACAGAGUAGCCUUAUCGUACAAAAUGGUGAUAGGGAUCAUUGAUCAAUAAUCUCAUAAUGUAACACAUUUGUUAUAAUUAUGUAAUAAAAAUCAGAAUUGCUUAUAAGAACGACCAAAAAUUUUAUAAAUAAUGAAUAUUGUGUUUGCAAUUUAUUUUAGUAAAAAUUGAACAAUGCAUUAUUGGGAUUAUUUAAAAGAUGUAAAAAAUGCUUAAAUUGUCGCUGUUACAUGUAUGAGAUUGUUGAAGGCAGCAAAAUGCAUGUCUAGUGUAAGAACAUAUUGAUGAUGUAAUGUAAUUCUUUCUAAGCAGCUGGUUGCAGAUAUAAUUAUUCCGAUUUACUGGUUAAUGGAAUAACCAUUACAAUGGCUUAUUAAUGCAUUUCUCAAUUAACUGCUGGACUAUUCUAUAUAAUCAAUUAUUAUGUAUUUAAGUUAUGAAUUUAAUAUUCGUGAUACUAUAGAAGAGAAAUUGUGGAUUACUGUUCAGUUAAUCAAACUAGACAUUAAAAUGGUACAAAUUAUAUUGUAAUGCGUGAACAAAGUUCAAAUAAGUGUUCAAUAUCCAAUCUCUUACCUGAUUUUGAAGAAGUUGGAACCCUAUAUCUGGGAAGAAAAUAUAAUAUUAUUAUUUCCACAAUAUUUAACAUGGAUAUUACUAACUGAUUAAUUUUUACUCUUAUGUCAAAAUUCAUACAUAAGAGACAUUAUACUGAGCUUUAAUACAAUCAGUUUCCCAUAAACGAGAAAUAUUGAAAGUGAUUGUUAUUAAUUAUUGCAAGCAAUAAUCCUGAGUAAAACAUAAAGUGUUAAUACAAAUAUAUUGUUUUCUCAUCUUACAAAGAUCAAAACUAUAUUGUGUACAAUUGUACAGUACAAAGGAAGAAUCAUAGAAUUUCUUUUCUUUGUCAAUAAAUUAAAAAAAGUGCGCAUUAGAAUUUGCACAAACCAU